Molecule: messenger RNA, 1948 nt
Organism: Selaginella moellendorffii
Lineage: Eukaryota; Viridiplantae; Streptophyta; Lycopodiopsida; Selaginellales; Selaginellaceae
Product: sorting nexin 2A
Exons: 5
Coding region: 27-1574 (515 amino acids)
Molecular function (GO): phosphatidylinositol binding
Source: RefSeq, a predicted model, not a curated record
AGGGUUUUUUGCAUCUGCACAAGAAAAUGGAGGAGAAGGGCAUGGAAGAAUGUAUGGAAGGUAUGGAGUCGAUCUCGUUGGACAAGGCACCGCUGGCGUAUUUCUCCAGCAGCGACUACAGGAGCGCCAUGGCGGCCAGUGGGGCGAUGUCUCCCUCGGCAGAUCAGGAGGACGAUGAGGACGGUUUUCUUGGAGCUCAAUCAGGGCCAGAACCAGAUCCUAGGGUCUCAGAUUCAUCCAAGGAGGUCCCGAUCUCCAGGAACGGGGGAAAUUCUUCUCAAGAAUUUCUCACAAUGGCCGUCACGCAGCCUCAGAAGAUCCAAGAAUCCACGGGCUCCUCGCUGGUUCCCAACAUCUACGUGACCUAUCUGGUGGUAUCGCACACCAACAUUCCCGAGUAUGGUGGUACGGAGUUUAGCGUGAGAAGAAGAUUUCGCGACUUUGUCACGCUCGCCGACCGCCUCGCGCUGGCUUACAGGGGCUACUUCAUACCUCCUCGCCCGGACAAGAGCAUCGUGGAGAGCCAAGUGAUGCAAAAGCAGGAGUUUAUCGAGCAGAGGCGCGUGGCUCUGGAGAAGUACUUGAGCCGGCUCGCGGCCCAUCCAGUUUUGAGGAAGUCCGAGGAGCUCAGGCUGUUUCUUCAAACGAAUGGGAAGCUACCUUUGCAGCCAUCCAUCGACAUGGCCUCGAGAAUGCUGGAUGGAGCAGCAAAGCUGCCCAAGCAGCUCUUUGGCGAUAGCAGCACCGUGCUGGCUCCUCAAGAGGCGUCACAGCCUGCCAAAGGUGGCAGAGAUUUGAUUAGAAUCUUCAAGGAGCUGCGGCAGUCCGUCACAAAUGACUGGGGGGCGUCCAAGCCUCCCGUUGUUGAGGAAGACAAGGAGUUUUUGGAGAAGAAGGAGAAGCUCCAGGAUCUCGAGCUGGAGCUUACUGAGGCUUCUCAGCAGGCUGAAGCUCUGAUCAAGGCACAGCAAGAGGUUGGGGAUGUGGUGGGAGAUCUCGGACUUGCUCUGAUACGCAUAGGAAAGUAUGAGUCUCAAGAAGCGACUGGCAACGCUCAAAAGGUCCACGCCACUGAUGUCAAGCGCUUGGCAACGGCAGCAGUGAAAGUGAGCCGCUUCUACAAGGAAUUCAACGCUGAAUCUUGCAAGCAUCUGGACCACUUGCACGAUUAUCUUGGUCUCAUGCAAUCCGUGCAUACUGCUUUUUCGGAUCGCUCCAGCGCUUUGCUGACCUUGCAGACACUGAUGACGGACCUCUCGGCGAUGCAUGCUCGCAUCGAGAAGCUGAAUGCUUCUUCCUCGAAAACUUUCGGGGGCGAUAGAUCCAGCAACCGGAAGGUGGAGGAGCUGAACGACUCCAUCAAGACAGCGGAGAAGAGCCGGGACAAAGCGCAAGAGGAGUACGAGCGAAUCAAGGAACGUAACCGGAGUGAAAUCGAAAACUAUGAAUGCGAUCGACAAAGAGACUUUUUCAGCAUGCUAAAGGGCUUUGUACAAACUCAGGUGACGUAUAACGAGAGAAUCGCCAGUGUGUGGAGUAAAGCCUUUGAAGAGGCUGGUUCCGCCUCUGUGUAAGCUAUUUGUUUCGUGGUUUUUUUUGGUUAAUCGUCAAAUGGAGAAGCAAGAAACUCAAUAGAGUGAAAAUUCUUCCAUUUAGACAUAUUUUUGUUUACCAGGGAGCAUCACACUCAAAGUCAUACAUUUCAUAUCGCAAGUAACACAUAUGCCCCACUUCACCCAAGCAAGCAGCAGCACCAAUUGCGAGUGGAACAUACUUGUCAAACAUGGCUUGGAUGUUUCUUAUGCAUGCCCUGCAGCUAUCAUACGAGUCGAAACCAACAGGGCAAGAGUAGCAACCAUAGGCAAUAAAUUUUCCACUACCUUCUUGGAGAUAGCCACCCAAGAUCCUCAAGGUGUACAAGCUUGAAUACAUGAGCUUUAGAUUUGCA